AGGCGGUGUCGACGAAAUCUUGACUCAGGAGUCAUAAGGAAAAGUUCAUCAUCAUCAUCUUCAUCGUCGUCGUCAUCAUUCUAUACCAAACUCUAGUAUGGGAGGACCUGAAGGGUCAAACGACACCGAAAAGCAAAACGGAAAUGACACUGCUUCGCAGACACCGACAAAACCAAACCCGGUGAGCAUGGUGAAAGUCAAAAUCGAAGUUGACGACGACGAUGAUGACCACGAAAGGGGUGUCCGGGUUGACGUCGAGAAUAGCAGACAGAAAGACUUGAAAGCGAUGCUGACGUCGGAUGAGAAGACGAGAUCGAUUCCGAAGAGGGAGACGGAUGAUGCUGUCGGCAAUGUCGGACGAGUUAGUACUCGAAGGAAUUCGGACAAUGCAGCAGGCGACAAUGGAAUGAUUUCAGCAGGAGCGAUAGAGAACGAAGAAAAUGGAUCGGACGAUCUUAAUCAUGAUCGAUAUUCACCGUUCGAUGGGAUGUGUGAAAACUCCGAGAGCGAUUUCUUUAGCCCGAUCCAGGACCAGAGCGGCAACGUGAUACUUGAAGUGGCCUGUGGAUCAAACAAUGCCUUACUUUACGUCAAUAAGCUCUGUCAGGGAUCCAAGGGGCAGUGCAUUUUCUUCGAGGAGCGGUGGUACACGCCCAACGAGUUCCAGUUUAUCAGCGGGAGAGAGACGGCGAAGGAUUGGAAGAGGAGCAUCCGACAUCGCGGCAAGAGUCUAAAGAUUCUGAUGGGGCGUGGUCUUCUCAUGGCUCAUCCGCUCAUGUGCGAGUGCGACACAUGCCGACUUAAUUUCGCUUCUAAAGGAUUGCGAUCUGGUGAUCGACGAGGAGCAAUGACGACAUCAUCGUCCAGUUCCAACGGAUCGUCAUCGAUGGUUGACAGGUCGAGACUUCGACGUGUUACAGGACCAGAUGGCGAGGGUGGUCAUCUCAACGAAAUCAUCGACCAGCUCCAGCAUAGCAACAACAAUGGCUACUCUAAUGGAAGCCACAACCACGCGUACGACAGCGGUCGUAAGCGAUCUCACGGCGUCGAUAAUCCGAGCCCGACGGGGUCCAGCCCGUCGUCAAUGCCGUGCGGGCUUGCGUUGGUGAAGCGACCGCGGAGCGUCUCGCCGAGAGACGAUGAUAUCUAUGACGAACAGCAACGGAAGAUAUUCGAAGCCGCGAACUCGCCAGAGCCUCAGAAUAUAGAAAAUCUUCGUCGUUCACUCAACUUGAGUUCAAGCCGCUCCAACUCCCCAUCAAACAGCGACCACCACCAGUCUCCCGGCACCGGAUCACAUCCCGCGUUCUACGGUAGCCAUGGCAACGGACGAAAUGCCCCAACCGUAAUGGUCGCGGCAUCAAUAAACAACAGCAACACUACUUUGCUAACAAACGGUUCGGGGCCCGCAGAUCUCAGCCGCCACUCGUCCGCUUCGCCGCAGAGCGCCACAUCGACGCGGCUAUUACUUUCACAACCGCCUCAGAUGAUAGUGAAACAUCAGACGAAAUCCCGCAAGCAGACUGCACCGCAGCACCUAGACGUCGGUAACCACGGAGACGAGGCUCAUCCUCAUCGGGCCGCCCACAUCGUUCUUUCAAGUUACUCUGGACAAUCAUAUAAAGCAAAUGCUGCAGUCCGGCCAAGAUAUCAGUCGACACCUGUAUACAACCACCGCGUCACCACCAACUCGUCUUCUACCCAUCACGCCACGGGAAGCUCGGGGGAGCUUAACCUCUCAACAAAUGGCGGUUCGCGACGAACGCAAUCUUCCAACAUGGCGGCCGUAACGCGAAGCCCGUCAUCACAGCGAACCCUCGGCGCUCAGAUGAAGAUGAUCGAACUCACCCGGCCCGAGAUCGUUCCCUCAUCUAGCAGUGGGUUCAGCAGUAGACCAAGUAGCACACAUAGCAGCUCAAAUCCAGGCGAAGAAGGCAGAUCGCAUACUCCUGUCCAUCCUCAAAUUGGCAAUGCAGACGCAGUCUUUCUCCCUGCAGAUAUAACAUCAUGGUCCAUCUCGGAUGUUUCUCACUUUGUCCAGUCACUGAAAGGAUGUGAAGACUAUUGUCAAGUGUUCCGGGAGCAAGCCAUUGAUGGUGAGAUUCUUCCCGUACUCACCGAAGAUCACCUUCUUCACAACAUGGGUCUGAAGCUGGGACCGGCUCUCAAGAUCAGACUCCACGUUGCCAGACGUCUGGGCUUCACGCUGGACGGUCAGUACUGUAACACCAGCGUACCUCCUCAGUCCACCCCCCUCACACCCCAGCUCCCGCCACCGACGUUAACGCCUCAAGAAUCAGCGGCCACCCCUGUCCCGCCCCGUUCGGUUACCCCAGCGACGGGAACUUCGAAACCUUCCUCUAGCGAGGUGUUCACAGAUGAUGUGUAGUAGUCGGGAAGUGCCUUUUACAGUUGCAGACUUUCAUAGCUUACAGAGGAUGUUCAGUGCUUAGCAAGUGUCCUAUAGCCAUUUCAGACUUUCGUAACAUUCGUCAUUACCUGUGCUAUGGCGUGAUUGUUGCCGUUGGGGUGGAUGUAACCCGUCUGUUUCAGAAAUGUUCCAUAGUAGUGAAUCCUUGAUAGUUCAUACAUGUAGCUGUAACAUAACCAGACAACUCCCACGGCAUAAUUGUUCUGAUGAAGAGAAAGACAGGAGCCAGGAAGGUGUUUCAGAUAGGAAUUCAAUUUGACUUUGAGUUCCGUUUAAAAUUCCUAGUCGUUUAUGGUGCAACAACACAUCUCCAUAUUUGUGAUUUCAUGCUCAGGCUUAGAGACGUGCCUUUGUGAGAUAGUAUCAAAGAGAUUUAUAUUUUCAGUAUACUAUAUGCUUUACUUCAACAUGACCUUCCCUUUAAACAUGACUCUAUAUGUGUUAAACAGCCAAAAGGUCAAUGAUGUUACAGCUGGAACUGUGAUGUCAUCUACCUGAUUUAAGUAAGAAAAGUCCAUGUUUUUCAAAAUAUGCAUUUUAAUUUGAUACUGAACUGUGCAAAUGUUCACAAUUUUGUCACCAUCAUGUAAGCCUACAUUUUUAAGUUUUUCUUGUGGAUCAACAAAUCAAAAGUACAAGCCUUAAACUAGAUCAGCUGAGAGGUAAAUAAAUUAAAGUUAAAAAAGUUAUUGAAAGUAUGUCAUGAACAUAAAGAGCAAUUUUUCUUGAUUUUACUUUGAAAUCGAUACUUUUCCAACAAUUGUAGAAAAGUGCCAUCAACCACUUUCUAUACUUUGUCAGCAGAUUUUACUCAAUGGGGCCAUCGGUUAAUAUGAAUCCUCGUAAAAUAAAUUGAAAACUCAUAAGUUGGACCCUUGCCCUACGUUGUUUGCAGGAUCUGACAAAUGGGAUUUAUCAAAAUCAUCUUGCACUCGCUUUCUAAAAGUAAGACAGAAAAAGCUCACUAAUAUAUUCACAGGCCUAAUUGUUUGUUUUGAUUUUUGAACUAUAUGAAGUGUAUGAACAGCAGAGUACUUAUUUUUAGAUAGAUCUGCAACAAUCAGUGAAGCUCUUCUCUGGCUAGUGCAAUCCUUCUUCAUAUACAGGGUAUCUCAAAAAAAUGGAAGUCUAGUGUUGAAGGUUGCUACUUCUCGACUCGAGCCUUCUACUCAAGCCUCUCACCCUGCCUACUACUCGGUUUUCCACUCAUGGUUUACAGUCCUAUUUAGGACUACACUCCUUUGAAAAGAAUACUCUACUUUUCAACCUCCACUUUCUUGCCUUUCCAUUUCACCUCCAUUUCUGUCCACCUUCUAUCUCAAUGUACUGUAAACCACUUCCACGAGUGUUCUUAAUUUGUCUUCAAAAAGACUGAUUUCCUCCAUAUGUAAUGCAAAAAUCAUUGCAUUCAGUGCUUUUUUUUUAUUAUUAAAUCCUUUCCCAAAUGGUCAUUCAUAUGACCUAUAUGAUGUGAAGGGACAGCUGUCCCACACACCUCUUGUCAAUUUCAACUGUUUCAAGUUUACUUGCAUCCAUAUGCUUCUCCCGAACAACAUAACAUCAUCAAAGGCUCUUGUACAUCGCCCAAAUCUGCAAAAUUCUAAAAUGACUGCAUUUUAAGAAUUGUCAUGGAAAUCCCUUCAAAAGGCAAGGCCCUUUGUAAUCCAUCAUUCCACUUUCUUUUGGACACCCUGUCUUUUGCGUUAUUUCUUGCCAGGGUAAUGUACCCACAGGCGUGACCAAUUUCAUCCAAACGAUUGGAAAAAAUAUGCAAAUAAUUGCCACAUUUGCAGAUUAUCUGUGGUAAUAAUAUUUGAAUAUUUCAAGACAUUACCACCGUUUACAUUUUUGCCAAGACCUAAACAUGAAUAUUUGUCAAGUUUGAAGGUUCGGGUGCCUUAACUUAUGCAUGUGUAUUGAAAAUUUUGAUACAUUUUGUUUUUUCAUUCCUUGCCUUUUUUUUCCAAGUGGAAUAAUUCAUCAACAUGUCAGAAACUUAAAUUUUUAGUGGGUAACUAUUUCGAUUUGCAAUUUAUUUGUUCAUUCUGUUUUGGAAGUUUGAUAUGUAUGUAUAUUUGUAAAUUCUAUUUAUUGUUAAAAACUUUCAUUUCGCUUUCUUUCUUUCAAAGUUUUUGAAUUUCUUUGCAGCUUGUUGCAUAUUCCGGAUAUUUUGCAUUGCAUCAAGCUUGUAUUAGAUGUUUGUAUAUAUUGCCUUUUCUAAAAAAGAAAUUAGAUAUAAGUGCCUUUAUCGCUUCAAUAUUGUAUCAAUAUGUGGAUACCAAAUGUAUGUGCAUUGACAAGAAACUAAGAAGAAAGGGGUUUUUGUAAUAAGAAGUGCUAAUACCUGUUGUAUCAAAUGGAUAUUUUAAUAAAUUUAUUUUGAUAAUGAAGUUUGGUGAGUUUGUGUUCUGUUUUUAAAAUGAUUCUACCACAAAGUCUGUAAAGCAAGCCAUAUUUCGAUACUCGGAUGCUUAAAAAAGCAAGAAGUUUUCAGUUCAAUGUAAUUCAUAAAAUAAUCAACCAUUCUAUACACCUGACCCCCAUUUUUAAAGGGAUACUCCAGGCUGUGAAUUUUACUCUAUUUAUUUAGAAAUAAAUAUCUUCAGCACAAAGCAUCCCUUUAAGAAUUCUUACAUCACUUCAUAAAACUGCUUGGGUAAUUAUCUUUUCAUAGCAUUUAAGACAGUCAUAGAAUCAGAAAUCAAAGAGCUGUGAGUUGGACACACACAUUUAGUGGAAAUGCCCUUUACGUUAUUCCAAGGAAGUUUCUAAACUUAAUUCAACCCCCCCC
Lytechinus variegatus (green sea urchin) is the source of this 5222-nucleotide messenger RNA. RefSeq lists its product as uncharacterized. The coding region runs from base 98 to 2389 and encodes 763 amino acids. The record is from RefSeq and is a predicted model, not a curated record. NCBI's taxonomy places the organism in Eukaryota, Metazoa, Echinodermata, Echinoidea, Temnopleuroida, Toxopneustidae. Gene Ontology annotation, molecular function: RNA polymerase II cis-regulatory region sequence-specific DNA binding; protein binding; DNA-binding transcription activator activity, RNA polymerase II-specific. Gene Ontology annotation, biological process: positive regulation of transcription by RNA polymerase II. The transcript has 10 exons.